Messenger RNA from Cladophialophora psammophila CBS 110553, 483 nucleotides. RefSeq lists its product as uncharacterized. The transcript is spliced from 2 exons. Bases 1 to 483 code for a protein of 160 amino acids. The record is from RefSeq and is a predicted model, not a curated record. NCBI's taxonomy places the organism in Eukaryota, Fungi, Ascomycota, Eurotiomycetes, Chaetothyriales, Herpotrichiellaceae.
AUGAAUUUCCAGGAUGAAUCAGACGAGGGCUUAGGAGAGUAUCAAGGGCUGUUUAGACUUGUCUUCGAUAAUAUUCGGUUAAGUAGGCUCGGUAAGGCUAGCGGAAAUCUUGUUGAAGGAUCACGUAAGCUGGUCAAUUCCGUGGAAGCUCUGGGUCUACACCUUGACGACGAGAAGAUGUACGCAGGCCGUCUACAAUUUUGGAAAACUUUCAAUACGUGCUGGCAAGCGCUUGGACAAAAACAGAAAGACGUGACUUUGGAGGCUUUUAGAACCGGAAGGAAGCCUGCAGAUAUGCUUUCGGUGGAGAGAAUCAAAGUGUUGAUGGAUGAUCUGGUGGGUAUGUGUGAUCAACUGCAGCCGUAUGGCUUGGUCGACUUCGAGAUGGGCAUUUGGGAAGAACAAAUUAUCGACAUUUUCAUCGAGGGCCUUGAUCUACUUUGCCCAAGGGCAGUAGAGACCCAACGAAAAGCCCAUGUGUAG